CUGUUAAGCCCACCACACAACAAAACCACUUGAAAUUGCGAUAUAUACUAAGCCAACCAUCUAUUGCUUCGGCUAACGCGCGUUCCGUUUCCUUCACCGUGCGUCGGCCUUUGGGGUUGUUUCCUCAGAUCGUUCUCGCGAGGAGGUGGGCGAAUCUUCCGAUCUAAUCUCCUUUCCAAGUCCCAAAUUGGAUAUUAGGUCUGGGUUGGAUCUGCUGCGAGUUACGGGUGAAAAGGAAGAUCGAUGGGUGGUUAUAUGGAAGCAUUGAUCGACAGUGGAUUGAAAGUAAAGAUAGCUUUCAACUUGUUUCUCUCCAAAAUGAGGCCCAUUUUCUGUGGGAACUUUGAGUAUGAUGCUCGCCAGUCAGAAUUGGAACGUCUUUUUGGCAGAUACUGGAAGGUUGACAGGGUAGAUAUGAAAUCAGGAUUUGCAUUUAUUUACAUGGAUGAUGAACGAGAUGCAGGGGAUGCAAUCCAGGCCCUUGACAGGACUGAGUUUGGCAGACACGGGCAAUGGCUUCACGUUGAAUGGACGAAGCAAGAGCUUGUGGUGGUAGGACGAUCUGGCAGUUCAAGAAGGUCUCUUGCUAAUAUGACGCAUACAAAGACACUGUUUGUCGUAAACUUUGAGCCAAUCGAUACCAGGAUGAGACUUGGAGAAGCACUUUGGGCCAUAUGGAAAGGGCUUAAAUAUUAGGUUAGAAGAUAUUUUGUCUUUAAUUACUUUGAGGCACAGGAGGAUGCCACAAAAGCUCUGGAAGCAACCAACAUGAGUGUAGCUUGCUUCAUUCUUUUUGCCUUUCUCCUUGGAUUUUCGGCAAGUUGAUGGAUCGGGUUAUUUCACUAGAGUAUGCGCUUCGUGAUGAUGAUGACAGAAGAAAUGGGUACAGCCCUAAGAGGAGACGUAGGUAUCGAUCCCUAGCGAGGAGGGGUCGUGACAGUGGACGUACUCCAAGCCCAUACGGCAGAGGCAGGGAGAAGGAUAGCCCUGAUUCUGGGUGAACGCAGGGGUACCCCUAAUUAUGAAAGAGCUGAAACUCUUGGGCAUGAGAGUCCUUCACCAAGGCAGGAAAGAGAAUGAGAUUAUUUUACACUCGGUAAUUUGUGUCAUAGCGGCCAUGAUGGCUCAGGUACGUCUCUCUCCCGGUUGGCUGCUCAGGAUCGCGCGUCUGCCCAUUGCCCGCAUUCGAUAUCAUCUUCCUCAUCAAGAAGAGGACAAAAUCCGAUGUGAAAUGUGUUAUUAUUGAUAGAGGCGAUUCAGUCGGAAGCUUUUGCAGUGAUUCUUCUCCACAACUCGACAAAGUUUUGCAGGGGGACGGCAUCACUUUGGAGACGUCAUCGCCUUGGCGGCAGCAACAUCUAGCCAAUCAAAUAGUGGACGGCACUGUUGGUCGUGGAGUGAUCUCGUGGAGUGAUCUCUGCUGCACAAAGCCUCCCCCGAAGUGGCGACACACUGGUGGCCUCCAUGGUUUCACUGUGCAUGUCAUGGCACCCAUUAUAUGAGAGAAAGCCAAGCUAAGCUACAGCUAGCUAGCCAACAAACAACUCCUCCGAGUUCUCGAGUACAAUCUUCCAAGUCUUGACUUCGAUUCCCUGCCGGAUCCAAGUGGAAAUCCGGGUGAUCAGAACCUGUAUCUUGUGGUCCUCCAGGUGGACCACAAGGAGAUGAGAAGAAGACAAGCAAGUGGUCUGCUUGCGGCUACAGGCAGUCAAUAAGAGGCGUGAACUGAGGCCACAUCCACCAUAAUGGAUAAUAUCCAUUAUUGGUGCAUCAGAAUUCACUGUCCAAAGAGGAUAAAUGUGGACAGCAACUUAGGCUGGAAAGAGCUCAGUACUGCGUCAUUGUAGAGGACAGUUAUCUAUAUACGGAUGGAUAUAGAUCACAUGGACAAAGCAGUCUCGGAAAAAGCUACAGGAGAUAGUAGCCCAGUGGUACUAUCAAAGUGGGGUUCUGACACGCACAGGAAUGAAAAGAAUGGUUUGGACUCAUCUUAUGUUGUACAUUAGUGCGUGUCUUGCAAUGAGGAAGCAAUCAUAUCCUCUCCAGAGGUUUCUAUUU
Messenger RNA from Musa acuminata AAA Group (dessert banana), 2058 nucleotides. RefSeq names its product serine/arginine-rich splicing factor RS41-like. Gene Ontology annotation, molecular function: RNA binding. The transcript has 8 exons. The record is from RefSeq and is a predicted model, not a curated record. NCBI's taxonomy places the organism in Eukaryota, Viridiplantae, Streptophyta, Magnoliopsida, Zingiberales, Musaceae. Gene Ontology annotation, biological process: mRNA splicing, via spliceosome. Gene Ontology annotation, cellular component: nuclear speck. Bases 244 to 696 code for a protein of 150 amino acids.